Phacochoerus africanus (Common warthog) is the source of this 6140-nucleotide messenger RNA. RefSeq names its product solute carrier family 8 member A1 (gene SLC8A1). Bases 219 to 3146 code for a protein of 975 amino acids. NCBI's taxonomy places the organism in Eukaryota, Metazoa, Chordata, Mammalia, Artiodactyla, Suidae. Gene Ontology annotation, molecular function: calcium:sodium antiporter activity. Gene Ontology annotation, cellular component: sarcolemma; axon; postsynapse. The record is from RefSeq and is a predicted model, not a curated record. The transcript is spliced from 11 exons. Gene Ontology annotation, biological process: calcium ion import across plasma membrane; cell communication; sodium ion transmembrane transport.
CGGCUGCCCGCCGCCGCCGCCGCUCCUGCUCGCGCCGGCGCUGCACGCGAGUCUGCCCGCCGCCGCCUGCUUUGUGCUUCCCUCCGAAGAUGGGAGCGACCUCUCCCCGCUCGAGAGCUAUUUAAAAGGAGAGAGUGCGCGGUAUUUCGUACUAGCGUGAAAGAACCGGGGAAGGAUCCAGUCACACUCCCCCAGACCAGUAGGUGGGGACAUUUGCAAUGCUGCCAUCCUACAACAUGCUGCAAUUACAUCUCUCACCCACCUUUUCAAUGGGAUUUCAUCUGUUGGCCAUGGUGGCCCUCUUGUUUUCUCACGUGGACCAUAUAAGUGCUGAGACUGAAAUGGAAGAAGGCAAUGAGACCAGCGAGUGUACUGGUUCCUAUUACUGUAAGAAAGGGGUGAUUUUACCCAUUUGGGAGCCCCAAGACCCUUCCUUCGGGGACAAAAUUGCUAGAGCUACUGUGUAUUUCGUGGCCAUGGUCUACAUGUUCCUUGGUGUCUCUAUCAUUGCCGACCGGUUCAUGUCCUCUAUAGAAGUCAUCACAUCUCAAGAAAAAGAAAUAACCAUAAAGAAGCCCAAUGGAGAGACCACCAAGACAACUGUGAGGAUCUGGAAUGAGACGGUCUCUAACCUAACCCUGAUGGCCCUGGGAUCUUCGGCUCCAGAGAUUCUCCUUUCAGUCAUUGAAGUGUGUGGCCAUAACUUCACAGCCGGAGACCUUGGUCCUAGCACCAUUGUGGGAAGUGCUGCAUUCAAUAUGUUCAUCAUCAUAGCACUUUGUGUUUACGUGGUCCCAGAUGGGGAGACAAGGAAGAUUAAGCAUUUGCGUGUGUUUUUUGUGACGGCAGCCUGGAGCAUCUUUGCCUAUACCUGGCUUUACAUUAUCCUGUCUGUCAUCUCUCCUGGAGUCGUGGAGGUCUGGGAAGGUUUGCUUACAUUCUUCUUCUUCCCUAUCUGUGUUGUGUUUGCUUGGGUGGCAGAUAGGAGGCUUCUGUUUUAUAAGUAUGUCUAUAAAAGGUACCGAGCUGGCAAGCAGAGAGGAAUGAUUAUUGAACAUGAAGGAGAUAGACCAUCUUCCAAGACUGAAAUUGAAAUGGAUGGGAAAGUGGUCAAUUCUCACGUUGACAAUUUCUUAGAUGGCGCUCUGGUUCUGGAGGUUGAUGAGAGAGACCAAGAUGAUGAGGAGGCCAGGCGAGAAAUGGCUCGGAUUCUGAAGGAACUCAAGCAGAAGCAUCCAGAGAAAGAAAUAGAGCAAUUAAUAGAAUUAGCCAACUACCAAGUCUUAAGUCAGCAACAAAAAAGUCGAGCAUUUUACCGCAUUCAAGCUACCCGCCUGAUGACUGGAGCAGGCAACAUUUUAAAGAGGCAUGCAGCUGACCAAGCAAGGAAGGCUGUCAGCAUGCACGAGGUCAACACGGAAGUGGCUGAAAAUGACCCAGUGAGUAAGAUUUUCUUUGAACAAGGGACCUAUCAGUGUCUGGAGAACUGUGGUACCGUAGCCCUGACUAUUAUCCGCAGAGGUGGUGAUUUGACCAACACGGUGUUUGUUGACUUUAGAACGGAGGAUGGCACAGCCAACGCGGGGUCUGAUUAUGAAUUUACUGAAGGAACUGUGGUUUUUAAGCCCGGUGAGACCCAGAAGGAAAUAAGAGUUGGCAUCAUUGAUGACGAUAUCUUUGAGGAGGAUGAGAAUUUCCUUGUGCAUCUCAGCAAUGUCAAAGUGUCUUCAGAAGCUUCAGAAGAUGGCAUCCUGGAAGCCAAUCAUGUCUCUACCCUUGCUUGCCUGGGAUCUCCCUCCACUGCCACCGUGACUAUUUUUGAUGAUGACCACGCAGGCAUCUUUACUUUUGAAGAACCUGUGACUCAUGUGAGUGAGAGCAUUGGCAUCAUGGAAGUGAAAGUAUUGAGAACAUCUGGAGCACGAGGAAAUGUUAUUGUUCCCUAUAAAACCAUUGAAGGCACUGCCAGAGGCGGAGGGGAGGACUUUGAGGACACCUGUGGCGAGCUCGAGUUCCAGAACGAUGAAAUUGUCAAAACAAUAUCAGUCAAGGUAAUUGAUGAUGAGGAGUAUGAGAAAAACAAGACCUUCUUCCUUGAGAUUGGAGAGCCCCGCCUGGUGGAGAUGAGUGAGAAGAAAGCCCUGUUAUUGAAUGAGCUUGGUGGCUUCACAAUAACAGGAAAAUACCUGUAUGGCCAACCUGUCUUCAGGAAAGUUCAUGCUAGAGAACAUCCGAUCCCCUCUACUAUAAUCACCAUUGCAGAGGAAUAUGAUGACAAGCAGCCGCUAACCAGCAAAGAGGAAGAGGAGAGGCGCAUUGCGGAGAUGGGACGCCCCAUCCUAGGAGAGCACACCAAGCUGGAGGUGAUCAUUGAAGAAUCCUAUGAGUUCAAGAGUACCGUGGACAAACUUAUAAAGAAGACAAACCUAGCCCUUGUAGUUGGGACUAACAGCUGGAGGGAGCAGUUUAUCGAGGCGAUUACUGUCAGUGCUGGGGAAGAUGAUGAUGAUGAUGAAUGUGGGGAGGAGAAACUGCCCUCCUGCUUCGAUUAUGUGAUGCACUUUCUGACUGUGUUCUGGAAGGUCCUCUUCGCCUUCGUCCCCCCGACAGAAUACUGGAAUGGCUGGGCAUGUUUCAUUGUCUCCAUCCUCAUGAUUGGCAUCCUGACAGCUUUCAUCGGAGACCUGGCUUCCCACUUCGGCUGCACCAUCGGCCUGAAGGAUUCUGUGACUGCAGUGGUGUUUGUGGCGCUUGGAACUUCCGUGCCAGACACAUUUGCAAGCAAAGUGGCUGCUACCCAGGACCAGUACGCAGACGCAUCCAUAGGUAACGUCACGGGCAGCAACGCGGUGAAUGUCUUCCUGGGAAUCGGCGUGGCCUGGUCCAUCGCUGCCAUCUACCAUGCGGCCAACGGGGAACAGUUCAAAGUGUCCCCUGGCACACUAGCUUUCUCUGUCACACUCUUCACCAUUUUUGCUUUCAUCAAUGUGGGGGUGCUGCUGUAUCGGCGAAGGCCAGAAAUCGGAGGUGAGCUGGGUGGGCCCCGGACUGCCAAGCUCCUCACAUCCUGCCUCUUUGUGCUCCUGUGGCUCUUGUACAUUUUCUUCUCCUCCCUGGAGGCCUACUGCCACAUAAAAGGCUUCUAAAGGAACAAUCAGAUAUAGUAAAUUUAUAUAUAUAUAUACAUAUAUAUAUACAUAAAAAUUAUGUAUAACAAACAGAGGAAACUGACAUUUGUCAUGUCCACUUACCUGCUGAUGGAAUCCAGCUUCAAGAGCAUACUCUGUACUAGGGCUGGAGCGAGAACGCAUCACCUCCCGUUCCCAGGGGCAUCGUCACGUUGAACAAGGCAUGGAGGCAGGGCCAUCUUUGCAGCUCAGCCUAGAAGGGCUGUGUUCUCCCCGGGUUCAUAAAUUGUUAAGUCUUUGAUUUGUUUUCUGUUUUUGCUUGUCUGGGGCAGGGGACAAGGAGGUUGCUGAUGUUAAGCUUUUGUUUUUGUUUUGUUUUAUUGAUUUGAGGUGGGGAGAAUCAGGGUUUUUGCUUCUCUUAUGGAGAGUGAUGACCAAUCUAAAUGCAAAUGGGUUUCUGGUAGAAAUGAAAAUCAUUAAGAUUACUCUUUCCCCAACACACUUUAAAAAUUAUUCUGGAGUGAGAAAGGAAAUGGGCAUGGAAGAAGAAAGAAGCAUGUGUUCACCCUGUUACUAAAUUUCAUGCUCACCUCUGGCACGAGAGCAGAGGUGACACUGCCUCCAAGAAGAAAUAUGGGAGCUGGAAUGGAGCCAAGGAAAGAGUCAGUCUGAUAUUUAAAGAUAUGAUACCUGGCACUCUUGUUCAACAGGUAUAGGAAUCACAUGCCUAGAUUCCCAGGAACAUGAAAACCCUUUCCUAUCUCUUUAGCACUGGACUGUGAUUGGCAAGGCCCUUAUUCUGGUAUUCCAGCCCAACUAGCCCCCUCCCCCGCACCGGUUCCGCUCCCAAGCCUCUUCCUCCUGCCCACCAAGCCUCCUACAAACAGGAAGAGUAACCCCAUUCUAAAAGCACAUCAUCCUUUUCCAUGCACAUCAAUUCGAGUCCCAGUCCCACACUGGUGUUGCCUGGGAUCGUCCAUCGGUUUUGUUUUCAAAAGCAUCCAUGGCCUGCAUAGCUGUGUCCCAGUCAUGACUGAACAUUUGCUCCUCCUUCAUGUGCCUGUUUGGGAAUGUUGUUGUGAUACCUGUUACACAGUGCAUGGAUGAAAAAUAAAUACAACAAAACAAAGCGUAGCUGUAUAUAGUAGAGUAGAGCAUAUACCGUUCUCCAAUUCAGCGACAUUGAUUGGACAUUGAAGACAUCAGUGAGUUUUCCUUUCACCUAAGUUGUCACCUUUGUGUUGUAAUUGAGUUGUAUGAGCGAUAAAAGGAGGAAAUGGUUUGUUGUUCGUGGACCUGCAACCUUCAUGUCUAAGAAGCACUGUAACUGCCCCAUGGGAGGUUAAAGAUGUUGAGAGGACAGCAGGCCAACCAUAGAGUAUCUUCGUGGAGAAGUAGCUAGCCAUGUGGUACACCUGGGAAACCUCUGCAAAACUCCAUUGAUUCAGGAAGGCAAAGGUGAAGGUGCUGUAGAGAAGGGAAGGUAUUAGAUGUGCCGGGCUUUAGAAGCCUCCACUCCCAUGACACUCCUGCCCCUAGAGUAUUUAUUUCACAUCUGCUCUGUCUGGCACAGAUGGUAGAUAGUGCUGGUUUGUUAUUUUAUUUUUUUAUGUAAAAGGCUAUUUGGAGCCCUGUUUCUUUCGCCGUCUGGAUCCCUCCGAUUAUAUCUGCAGUUCCUGAAGAGGAAAGAAGCCACGGUGAGCAAUAGGCCUUUGCAAGUGUGUCUUCUCUACUUAGGACAAAGGAGGAAGCAAUUAUAUGAGCUAAUGUGUACCUCCCAGGAGGAUUGCCCUGGGGGGUGGGGAGGGAUUAACCCUGGAAAAGGAACGGUUCUUUCAUUUUCACAAUAUCAAAGAGCGUGGAUAAACCCAACAUUCCAUCGUCAGGAGUCCAUGAAUGAGGAGAAAUGGAAUGACACAGGUCCCUUCUCAGAUACUUCUCUAAAGAAUCCCAGGCCAGAGCCACCCCUCAGGCCCUCUGUAUUGAUUUAAAGGUAUACUUAACAAUUUUCAUUUCUUAUUUUCUCUUCUGUCACUUAGUAAUCACAAUCAUUCAUCAUUUAAUAAACACUGGGUUCCUGAAUGAAUAAUGAAAUGCUGGUACCCAUUCAACAUGCCAGGUCCUGCCAGAGGUGCUCUCUCUUAGGAACUGAACCACAGAUAAGACAGCCCAGAUCCCUGUCCUGAGAGGGUUCCCUGUUAAGGUGAUGGCCAUUUCCAUAAGAAGAGCUAACCCAGCCACAGGGAAACAGUUUGACCUUGCAAGAAAAAGGCAAGUAUGAAACUCUCUUGUCUAAAUAUCUAUGAUUUUUCUUUAACUAGGAGAGUAUAAGGUACAGGUUUUCCUAAGCAUUCUGGGUAUCCUUAGCCAAUCUUACAGAUAGGAGCAUCUUUUCAAUUUAAACCAGGUGAGACAAUAUGAUAUUGGUGAUUCAGAUCAAGAGAAGGCCCGGUUAAUCUCAGUUUUUCUCUCUGUCGGACAACAGUACUUUUCUAUGCCUUCUAGAGCUCUACAACUUCUCCUGUAUCCUGCAGCAUCACCCUGGACCACUCAUGGCCCAACACACUGGUGGCACACUCUAACCCAUUUGGGGGAAGAUUUAUUAAAUAGAAAGCUAGCUUAGAAACAUCAAGUAAAUAAUCACAGGAUACGAGUUGUUUAAACAUCAGAAAGACUUUGCACUCCUUUCUAGCCAUAUUUGGAAUGUUAACCAUCCCAUAGCAAAUUUUCACAGAGGACUUUAAGAAAUCCUUGCCAUUGGUCAAUUUCAAGUUCAAAGCUUUUUGGUUUGUUUGCUUUUGAAAUUUUCAUGUUAUAGGGAAAAUAUGAUUCUGGUUGUUCAGGGUUGUAUUAGUCAUUAUAGUUGUGUAAAAAUUUCAUUUUGUUUGAUUAUUUUAUUUUGUGUGUAUUGUGCACAGCUUUAGGGGGGGAGUGCACUAAUUGUGCUGUUCCUUAUAAAUGGUACACAUUAUUGACACAGACAAAUAAAGUUUCUAAUUGUUUCUGACUUAA